Camelina sativa (false flax) is the source of this 1246-nucleotide messenger RNA. RefSeq names its product NDR1/HIN1-like protein 13. Gene Ontology annotation, cellular component: plasma membrane. Gene Ontology annotation, biological process: defense response to other organism. NCBI's taxonomy places the organism in Eukaryota, Viridiplantae, Streptophyta, Magnoliopsida, Brassicales, Brassicaceae. The record is from RefSeq and is a predicted model, not a curated record.
GCAACAACACAAAACAUUCUUCUCUCUCUCUCUCUUCCAAAAAAGAAAAAAAAAACUCAAAAUCUCUUAAAAACAAAGUUUCGAUCUCUGCCUUUAACCCUUAGCGUCGCCUCUCUCUCUAUCUCUCUCUCUACAUUCUCAAGAUUUCUCCUCAGGAGAUCGUCUCAGAGAGGUGUAAGGAUUAAACAAAACAAUUAUAAUGGCAGAUUAUCAUAUGCAACCGGUUCUUCAAAAACCCCCGGGUUACAGAGAUCCUAACAUGGCGUCUCCUCCUCCUCCUCCUCCUGUUUCUCAACAGCCUAUGAGAAAAGCCUCCGCCGCUACGCCUACUUCUUUCCGACCGAAGCGAAAACGCAGAAGCUGCUGUCGUUUCUGUUGCUGCUGCAUUUGCAUUUCUCUUGUCCUCUUGAUAUUUCUCCUCUUAGUCGGGACUGCUGUUUUCUACCUCUGGUUCGAUCCCAAGCUUCCUACUUUCAGCCUCGAUUCGUUCCGUCUCGACGGUUUUAAACUUGCAGACGAUCCCGACGGCGCUUUUCUCUCCGCCACAGCCGUUGCGCGCGUUGAGAUGAAGAACCCUAACUCGAUACUCGUUUUUUACUACGGAAACACCGCGGUGGAGAUGAGCGUUGGGAGUGGAAACGACGAGACGGGGAUGGGGAAAACUACGGUGGAUGGGUUCCGGCAAAGUCCGAGAAACUCGACGAGCGUGAAAGUGGAGACGGCGGUGAAGAACCAGCUCGUGGAGAGAGGUUUGGCUAAGAGACUUGCUACAAAAUUACAGAGCAAAGAUUUGGUGAUUAAUGUUGUUGCAAAGACUAAAGUUGGAUUAGGUUUCGCCGGGAUUAAGAUCGGAAUGCUCGCCGUUAAUUUGAGAUGCGGUAGCGUUAGCUUGAACAAGCUUGAAACUGAGUCACCAAAGUGCACCCUCAAUACUCUCAAAUGGGUGAAUUUACAAGGAUGAGGUAAAGGAUAAUUUGGGGGUGGCGGCAAUCUAACAUUUGUAUGGAUAUGUGUAACUAUAUUGUAGAUUUAUAUAUUUUUCUUGUCUUUUUUUAUGUUCUAUUUUUUCGUGUUUUAUAUAAUGAAUUAUUAUUACACAUUUUAAAAUUUAUUUCAUUUAAUUUUCGGUGCAUCAAUGUGGGAACAUAUAGAGAGUGUUGUGUUAUUUACUUAUUUUUUUCGUGUGUGAUAGGUUUUUGGUGUAAUAGUUUUAUCGUGAGUUGUGUUAUUUGGGAUGGAAAUAUGA